This is a messenger RNA of Zootermopsis nevadensis, 1661 nucleotides long. The record is from RefSeq and is a predicted model, not a curated record. NCBI's taxonomy places the organism in Eukaryota, Metazoa, Arthropoda, Insecta, Blattodea, Termopsidae.
UAAAGGGUUAACCAUUUGAUCUUUAAUGGUGAAGAGUUGUGUUUUCUUUGCGGUACGGACUGAAUUCCUGAAUGUUAUUUAGACGAGCUGCGGCUUCAAAUGAUUACCAAUGUGCAGGAUGCCGGAUCAACGGCCAGCUGGUGACAGACAAUAGGGACGUGGGUAUCCCGGAAGAUCCUUGCCUCAAGUGCCGAUGUAAGGGCGGGCGCAUCACCUGUUCGAAGCAGGCGUGUCCCGUGCUCCACUGCCCACAGACGAGCAUAACCCCCGUCCCCGGGGAGUGCUGCAAGCAGUGCAUCGGGAGCCGAUUCCUCAUCGAACCGCCCAAGGGCGGCUGUCUCCUCGGCUUCCAGGUGCACCCGGCGGGCAAGACGACUUGUACUGUCAGCGGGCGCACAUACGAGGAUGGCGAGUCAUGGGAGCUGGGCCCCUGCAAGACGUGUGUGUGUCAGCGGGGACAGGUGCGGUGUGCCAUGCAGAUGUGUCCUCAGAAGAACGUGGCUUGCCCGACCAACUACAGGAUGGUACAGCGACCUGGAGAAUGUUGCCCGCGCUGCGUUGAGAGUGACGGAGUGUGCACCGUCUUUGGUGACCCACAUUACCGCACCUUUGACGGAAAGUUCUACAGCUUCCAGGGUGCGUGCAAAUAUCAGCUGGCAGCCGACUGCGUCGAUCGCUCGUUCUCUAUCCGUGUCACCAACGAUGCCAGAGGCACGAAGACUUCAUCCUGGACAAAGACUGUAUGCAUCAAGGUUGGUGAUUUGAAGAUCAACUUGGGUCAGAAGAUGCGCGUUAAAGUGAAUGGCCGCAAAGUGACAGCGCCAUACGAACUAGAGGGAAGGGCCACUAUCAACAAGACAGAAGACAGUCUGUUGGUUGAGACUUACAUAGGAGUCAAGGUUCUUUGGAACGGUAACAGCCUCCUUGAAGUGUCCGCGCCGGCAUCGUACAAGGGACGUCUCUGCGGUCUCUGUGGCAACUUCAACCUCGCCGCGCGUGACGACUUCACGACUCGACGAGGCCGUCUGGUGAUGGAUGCCGAUAAGUUUGGCACGUCGUGGCGAGUAGGAGGGAAGAAGGCUUGUGCUCGCCCUGACGAACAGCUCCAGUGCCAGCAUCAGGCGUCUCACAAGAGCAUAGAGAACCUUCAGCGGUGUGGCCCCCUGCAGACGGUGUUUUCUGCCUGCCACAGGAAGCUUAGCUUCAUGAACUACUUGCAGUCAUGUAUUCUGGACAUGUGUGAAUGUCCCACGCGACGCUGUCACUGCGAGUCGUUCGCCGCAUACGCGCACGAGUGCAAGAGACUGGGAGUGCAACUCCCAGACUGGAGGGCCUCCACGGGCUGUCCGAGUGCCUGGACGGAGCACAAGAGGCAGGCACUUCCUCGCAGUAGGCCGCCACCACCCAGGCUGCACUAGUCAUGUCACGAGUUCUCAAAACGAGCGCAGAAACUAGUCAGUCCGUGUCUCUUAGCAGUCAUCGCAGUUCACUCCUCUCUCUUGGUUUCAUGUCUCACAGUUGAAUAAAUCUGUGUGACGCUGAUCUGUAUUGAAUCGCAUUUCUUAUAAACACAGCUAAAAAUUAAGAAUUUAUUUUUUAAUGGUAUGGUAUUGGCAGUUUCGCAUUGUGGUCUUCCGGGUUGGACGCUGAGUAGUCUUGUA